AAAAAUGGCUUUAGGAGGAACAGCUCCCCCAAGAGGAAGUGCAGCAGCAGCUGCUAGCUUAAGGAGAAGGAGAACAACCAGCGGUGGUGCCUCCGGAGGAGCAGCUGGAACUAUGCUUCAAUUCUACACCGAUGAUGCUCCGGGGCUCAAGAUCUCUCCAAAUGUGGUUCUUGUAAUGAGCAUUGGCUUCAUUGCAUUUGUUGCCGUCCUCCAUGUGAUGGGCAAGCUUUACUUUGUGCGUAGGGAGGCAUAAGGAUAAAUGACAUGUAGUUCAAGUUCAUUUUUGUAUUUUGUAUACUCAAUCUCUGUUGUGGAAUUUAGAUUUUCUGUUGAUGGAUCCAUCUCUUUACUUUUGUUACAGUUUUUUAACAUUAAUGAACAGUAGUGGCCCUGAGAUAUAUUUCUGUUAUAUCUUGUGUUUUUGGGCGAACUUUUC
Messenger RNA from Arachis ipaensis, 436 nucleotides. Its product is annotated as protein transport protein Sec61 subunit beta. Gene Ontology annotation, cellular component: Sec61 translocon complex. NCBI's taxonomy places the organism in Eukaryota, Viridiplantae, Streptophyta, Magnoliopsida, Fabales, Fabaceae. Gene Ontology annotation, biological process: intracellular protein transport. The record is from RefSeq and is a predicted model, not a curated record.